This is a messenger RNA of Erythranthe guttata (spotted monkey flower), 976 nucleotides long. The record is from RefSeq and is a predicted model, not a curated record. Lineage: Eukaryota; Viridiplantae; Streptophyta; Magnoliopsida; Lamiales; Phrymaceae.
CGAUUCACAUUCUUAUUUGUUGGGUGUGUGUGAAUUCCCAAUUCAAUUCAAUUCAAUUUUCUCUUAAAAAUCCAAACCCAAAUCUCAUAGAGAGAGAGAGAGAGAGAGAGAGCAAUGGUGAGAGAAGUAUCAGAAAGCUGUGUGGAGAGUUUGAUGGCGGAGAUCGUGUCGUCGUAUUGCCGGGGAAUCUACGCCAACAAGCCCGAACUCGCCGCCCCACGGAUCGAAUCCAUCGGCUUUCAGGUUGGCCACCGAUUGACCGAAAGGUACACAAUGGAUCGGCCAAGGUUCACCGAUCACCUGGAGGCAAUCAAAUUUAUCUGCAAAGACUUCUGGUCCGAACUCUUCAAGAAGCAGAUCGACAACUUAAAGACAAAUCAUCGAGGUACUUUUGUGUUGCAAGAUAAUCGAUUUCGUUGGCUAGCACAUAUGUCAGUCGAUCCGUCAGUGGAAACUUCAGGUUCUAUUCAGGAUCCUUCAGCUAUGGCAGAAAACAAAGCGGCACAAGCUAUCGGCCUGCAUCUUUAUUUUCCUUGUGGAAUUAUAAGGGGAGCACUUUCGAACCUAGGAAUACCAUGUGCCGUUUCGGCAGAUAUAUCCAACCUCCCGGCAUGUUCGUUCGUGAUCCGUAUAAAAGCCUGACCGUUGUAAUGGAAAUUUGAGUUCCGUCAUGCUUAUGUGUGGAAUCUUUUUGUUCGUCUUCAAUGCGGGAUCAAAAUUCGUAGUGGACGAAUGAGACCAAACUUAUGUAGUAUUCGGUUUGUAUCUUUUUAUGGGGUAGAUUUCAAAGAUUUGGUUCGUUUUUCUUAUUUUUAUGGGAGCCGCUAUAUUGUUGUAAAGUAGGUUGUUGCCCUCUCUUUGGUUCUCCCUUAUGCAAAAACAAGUAUUCUAUGGUAAACGACAACGAGAAAUCCAGAUUUCGAACGUGCAUUUUUGGCUGUCUCUUGUAAUAUCAAUGAAAUUCUUCCUUCACAAA